This is a messenger RNA of Acyrthosiphon pisum (pea aphid), 1544 nucleotides long. Its product is annotated as zinc finger protein 665-like. The transcript has a single exon. NCBI's taxonomy places the organism in Eukaryota, Metazoa, Arthropoda, Insecta, Hemiptera, Aphididae. The record is from RefSeq and is a predicted model, not a curated record. The coding region runs from base 1 to 1251 and encodes 416 amino acids.
AUGAACAAUAGCGACAAGACAUGUGUGAACAAGAGACACUACUUGUGUAAUGUCUGCGACAAAUCGUUCAACCAAGCCUGCAAACUGGCAGUACACCAGAGAAAACAUACCGGGGAGAAACCGUACCUAUGUGACGUUUGUGGCUUGAUGUUUCGGCAGAGCAACAACUUGACAGAACACAAGAAAAUACACACCGGAGACCAACUAUACCCGUGCGAUGUGUGUGACCAGAGGUUCACCAGUACCAGCCAUCUAACGGUCCACCAGAGGAAACAUUCAGGGGAGAAACCUUAUCCCUGCGAUGUGUGUGAAAAGAGGUUCACCAGUAACGGCCAUCUAACGGUCCACCGGAUGAAACAUACAGGAGAGAAACCUUACCCGUGCGACGGGUGUGAAAUGAGGUUCACCACUAACAGCCAGUUAACGGUCCACCGGAGGAAGCAUUCAGGAGAGAAACCUUACCCAUGUGAUGGGUGUGACCAGAGGUUCAUCAGUACCAGCCAUUUAACGGUCCAUCGGAGGAAACAUACAGGGGAGAAACCUUACCCUUGCGAUGUUUGUGAAAAAUUGUUCAGACAACAAUGUAACCUGGCAGAACACAAGAGAAUACACUCCGGAGAGAAACCAUACUUGUGUGAUGUGUGUGACCAGAGGUUCACCAGUACCAGUCAUCUAACAGUCCACCGGAGGAAACAUACAGGGGAGAAACCUUACCCGUGCGAUGGGUGUGAAAAGAGGUUCACCAGUAACAGCCAUCUAACGGUCCACCGGAGGAAACAUACAGGGGAGAAACCUUACCCGUGCGAUGGGUGUGAAAAGAGGUUCACCAGUAACAGCCAUCUAACGGUCCACCGGAGGAAACAUACAGGGGAGAAACCUUACCCCUGCGAUGUUUGUGAAAAAUCGUUCAGACAACAAUGUAACCUGGCAGAACACAAGAGAAUACACACCGGAGAGAAACCAUACUUGUGUGAUGUGUGUGACCAGAGGUUCACCAGUACCAGUCAUCUAACAGUCCACCGGAGGAAACAUACAGGGGAGAAACCUUACCCGUGCGAUGGGUGUGAAAUGAGGUUCACCACUAACAGCCAUCUAACGGUCCACCGGAGGAAACAUUCAGGAGAGAAACCUUACCCGUGCGAUGGGUGUGAAAAGAGGUUCACCAGUAACAGCCAUCUAACGGUCCACCGGAGGAAACAUACAGGGGAGAAACCUUACCCGUGCGAUGGGUUAUUAGAAGUUAACCAGUGACAGCGAAUUAACGUUUGCAACAAAUAGUUCAGCCAAAGCAAUACCUGAGAACACACAAGCAAACGCACACGUGAGAGAAACUUUUUUCCAAAUGAUUUGUAUGACUAAUAAAAUCCAAUGUUGACGGCCCACUCGAUGGAAACACACCACAGUGGAACGAUUUUAGGAUGGAUAUUUUUUAGUUGAAUUUAGCCUUGGUUAACUAUUUUUGUUAUUUUUAAAUUUAAAAUAACCAUUAUAUAUUAUAAUUCACUGUAUUAGUUUACUGAUAUUUACAUGAUUCAAAAAUUAAU